ACCACGCUAGCGGCAACGGCUUGAAAACAUCCGUAGAAUUUGAGCUGCACACUGACACGGUCGUCUUGAAGCGCCUCGAGUUCACUCAUUUAAACAAGGCUGACAUUCUCUAUAGGAUCGCGCUUGCUAUCAAGGAUUACUGCGACGACAAGAACGUAAACCUCCCACUACCAUACGAAAUCCGCUUUGCCAGCCCUUCGGACCCGCGCUUCCAGGGCAGCGAGUGCGAGCGGCUUGUCCAGACUGUGUGCUCGCGCACGCAGCUCAUCCUCUGGGACCCUAAGCGCCUUUGCAACUCAACAUGGCGGCCAAAGUGCCCAACGUGCACGAAGGCCAACUGCGUGUACUGGGGCUGGGCGAUGGACGUCAAGAAGCUCAUCGGCGACGGGGAGGAGGACGUGUGGGUUUUUUGCAGUCAAGCAAAAUGCAAGAUCUGCACUGACGCCAAACACUUCCAAAUGUGCGACCCGGAGAUCGUCUCGCAGCUGCCGGGGUACGUGCAGCUGAAACUCCCCGGCGUGCUAACUCGGCAGAGUGGGCUCACGUGGCGGGUCGUGCGCACGCUGUCGGUCAUGCCGCCCCAGGGCACCAGCUUCAGCAGCAUCUGCGACAUGGUCAACGAGAAGGCGCAUAUGGUGCAUAAGAUGACGGAGCUGGAGUACUUGAUGCUGAAGAGGGGGCGCACCAUACGCGACUUUUUUCAGCCUGCGGGCGGCAGCACAGCAGGCGACGUCGUGGGUGGCAGCACAGGCGGCAGCGCAGGCAGCAGCGCAGGCGGCAGCGCAGGCGGCAGCGCAGGUGGCAGCGCAGGUGGCAGCGCAGGCGGCAGAGCAGGCGCCAGCGCAGGCGGCAGAGCAGGCGGCAGAGCAGGCGCCAGCGCAGGCGGCAGAGCAGGCCUGGACCCGGAUGAGGAUGGGGACAGAACCGACGUUGAGGAGGACGCAGAGGCGGCUGCCCCGGGUUCUGGAAGCAAGGUGCUGCCUUUCCCCCGCUUUGAAGACGGCCUGUACGGUGGCGCGCUGCUGAGCGUGCAGUACGCAAUCAAGUGCUUCCUUGUCGCUGUGCGGGGUGAAGUGGCGGCAGCAGAACAGCACAUGCAGUCGCUGCCCUUUGAGGUUCUGCGCAUUGAUGGCGCCUUCAAAAACGCCAAAAAGGUGCGGACUACAGACGGUGAGCGCGCGUUCAAGGAGUCUACAACUGUUAUGAACGAACGAGGCGAGAUUGUGGGCUUGUACCUCGGUGGUGGUGGGCUGCUGGAGCUUGAGGAUGCGCUGCGCCGGCUGGCACAGCGUAACCUGUCUCUGAAGAAGAGCCAACUCGGCAUGAUCUACGUGGACAACAGCCACACGACCGGCAAGCUGCUGGAGCGCUGCUUUCCAGGCAUGCCUCCGGGCGGUGGCAUCAAGGAGGACCUGUUCCACGUGGAGCGCCGGAUCACUGACACCCUGCCAUCCGACCACAGCCUGCGAGCGACGUUCAUCGCUGACAUUGCUGGCGCUUUCCGUGUGCGGAACAAGGAGGAUGAGAAGCUGGCGGCAUCCAAGGGCUGGCCCAUCAACGACACCACAUGCCGGUCCUUCAUUCCACCUCCGAAGGAGCUGCUGGAGCGCUUCGAAAAGGUGGUGGCUCAGUACGAGCGUCAAAUCGACAUGAGCACAGGCGCGCGGCUGCUGAACACGGACACCCUGGACGCGAUUGAGCGUGUCCGCCUGCACAUCAAGGAGGGCCGCCUCAGCGACCCUGUCGGCGUGGAGAUGUACAUCAACGUGGAGCCGGACCCUGAGAAGCCCCCCAAGUGGCGCUCGAAGCGGGGCACCAGCGCGCUUGAGGGCUUUCACCGGCAUUGGCACACGCUGCUGCCGGGCUUCAACACAUCGGUGGAGCUGGCGGAUACGCUGAUGAUGCUGUUCCUGGGCCGGUGGAAUCGCAAGAAGUCCUUUCAGUACGGCGCGGCCUUCUACGGCACCUUCAACUACCAGGCGCGCUGGAGGCGCUGGCGGCCAGUGUGGGCGAGGGCCAGCGCUUCUUCCUGGACUGUCUGACGGAGGC
Messenger RNA from Chlamydomonas reinhardtii, 2049 nucleotides. RefSeq lists its product as uncharacterized. The record is from RefSeq and is a predicted model, not a curated record. NCBI's taxonomy places the organism in Eukaryota, Viridiplantae, Chlorophyta, Chlorophyceae, Chlamydomonadales, Chlamydomonadaceae. The transcript has 8 exons. Bases 360 to 2042 code for a protein of 560 amino acids.